GUCCCUCACGCUCGGCCCCGCCCCGCGUGGCUGCGGUAGUCCUGAGUGGAGAGGCAGGUGUAGGUUCCGCUACCGCGGCUGAUAACACCGGACCCCGCCAGCCAUGACUUCGGCCCCUGCGGAGGCGGAGACCCGGCAGAGGCUGCUGCGCACCGUGAAGAAGGAGGUAAAGCAGAUCAUGGAAGAGGCCGUGACACGCAAGUUCGUCCAUGAAGACAGCAGCCACAUCGUCUCCUUCUGCGCGGCGGUGGAAGCCUGUGUCCUACAUGGGCUGCGUCGACGGGCAGCUGGCUUUCUGCGCAGCAACAAGAUUGCAGCUCUCUUCAUGAAGGUGGGCAAGAGCUUCCCGCCAGCUGAGGAGCUGAGCCGCAAGGUCCAGGACCUGGAACAGCUGAUUGAGAACGCGAGAAACCAGAUCCAAGGCCUCCAGGAGAAUGUGCGGAAGCUUCCGAAGCUGCCCAACCUGUCCCCGCUUGCCGUCAAGCACCUGUGGAUCCGCACAGCCUUGUUUGAGAAGGUCCUAGACAAAAUCGUACAUUACCUUGUGGAAAACAGCAGUAAAUACUAUGAGAAGGAAGCGCUCCUGAUGGACCCUGUGGAUGGCCCCAUUCUCGCAUCUCUCUUGGUGGGGCCCUGUGCCCUGGAGUACACCAAGAUGAAGACCGCAGACCACUUCUGGACUGACCCCUCGGCUGAUGAGCUGGUCCAGAGGCACCGUAUCCACAGCUCACACCUGCGGCAGGACUCACCCACCAAGCGACCAGCUCUCUGUAUCCAGAAGAGGCAUUCAAGUGGCAGCAUGGAUGACCGGCCAUCCCUUUCGGCACGUGACUAUGUGGAGUCCCUGCACCAAAACUCUCGAGCCACCCUGCUCUAUGGCAAGAACAAUGUUCUGGUUCAGCCGAGGGAUGACAUGGAAGCUGUGCCAGGGUACCUGUCCCUGCACCAGACAGCUGACGUCAUGACCUUGAAGUGGACGCCCAACCAGCUGAUGAAUGGAUCCGUGGGGGACCUGGACUAUGAGAAGAGUGUCUACUGGGACUACGCCAUGACCAUCCGCCUGGAGGAGAUUGUCUAUCUGCACUGCCACCAGCAAGUGGACAGCGGUGGGACGGUGGUGCUGGUCAGCCAGGACGGCAUCCAGAGGCCACCCUUCCGCUUUCCUAAGGGUGGUCACCUCCUCCAGUUCCUCUCAUGCCUGGAGAAUGGGCUGCUCCCCCAUGGUCAGCUCGACCCACCACUUUGGUCCCAACGGGGCAAGGGCAAAGUGUUUCCCAAACUGCGCAAGCGAAGCCCGCAAGGUUCCUCUGAGUCCACGUCUUCAGACAAGGAGGAUGAUGAGGCCACAGAUUACGUGUUCCGGAUCAUCUACCCUGGCAUGCAGUCUGAAUUUGUUGCCUCCAACCACUCAGGCACUUGCUCCAUGUCUGUGAGCCCUGCCUGGAUGAUGGUUCCUGCUGGUCAGUCCAUGCUGGUGGUGGCCAGGAGGAUUCAGUGGGCACGAGCCAGAUGUGACACCGCCUUCCCCACACUGGGCCCAAAGGAACAGCGCCCCAUCCCCCAGGAUCUGAUGGAUGUCUCUGUGAGCAACCUCCCAUCUCUAUGGCAACCUAGUCCCCGGAAAUCCUCCUGUUCAUCCUGUUCACAGACUGGCUCAGCUGAUGGCAGCUCAAACAGUGGCUGCAACCAUGAAAGGGCUCCUUUGAAACUGCUCUGUGACAAUAUGAAGUACCAGAUCCUUUCCAGAGCCUUCUAUGGAUGGCUUGCCUACUGCAGACACCUGUCCACAGUGAGGACCCACUUGUCAGCCCUUGUCAACCACAUGAUUGUGUCUCCAGACGUGCCCUGUGAUGCUGGGCAGGGGCUGACGGCUGGGAUCUGGGAGCAGUACCUUCAGGACAGCACAAGUUAUGAGGAGCAGGAGCUGCUACGCCUAAUCUAUUACGGAGGUAUCCAGCCAGAGAUCCGCAAAGCCGUGUGGCCCUUCCUCCUCGGCCAUUACCAGUUUGGAAUGACGGAGACAGACAGGAAGGAGGUAGAUGAGCAGAUCCAUGCCUGCUAUGCACAAACCAUGUCUGAGUGGCUAGGCUGCGAGGCGAUCGUGCGCCAGAGGGAACGGGAGUCACAUGCAGCUGCCCUGGCCAAAUGCUCAUCGGGGGCCAGCCUGGACAGCCAUCUGCACCGGAUGAUGCACAGGGACUCUACUGUCAGUAACGAGUCCUCCCAGAGCUGCAGUUCGGGCCGCCAGAACCUCCGCCUGCAGAGUGACUCCAGCAGCAGCACACAGGUGUUCGAGUCCGUGGAUGAGGCUGAGCAAGUGGAAGUAGAAGGCAGGUUGGAGGAGAAACAGCCCAAGAUCCCCAACGGGAACGUGGCAAAUGGCACUUGCUCCCCAGAUUCUGGGCAUCCUUCUUCCCACAACUUCUCCUCCGGCCUCUCCGAGCACUCAGAGCCUAGUCUGAGCACAGAAGACAGUGUGUUGGACGCCCAGCGGACCAUCCCCCCUGUGCUUCAGCCUGGGGACAGCAGCGUGGAUGACGGGCAGAGCAGUGAGGCCACCACUUCCCGGGAUGAGGCCCGUCGGGAGGAGCUGGCUGUGCAGGACAGCCUGGAGAGCGACCUUCUGGCCAAUGGGAGCAUGGAUGAGUUCAUGUCCAUCACUGGCAGCAUGGACGUGGUCCUGUCUGAAAAGGAUGGUGCCACAAUGGAGGGCUGGCAGGGUGGGGAGGAAAAGCACAGCCAGGUGGACAGUGAGGACAACCUCUCAGAGGAGCCGGAGAUGGAAAGUCUCUUCCCUGCUCUGGCUUCUCUGGCUGUGACCACUUCUGCCAACAGCGAGGCAUCCCCUGUGUCUUCCAGUGGUGUCACCUACUCUCCUGAGCUGCUGGACCUGUACACUGUUAACCUGCACCGCAUCGAGAAGGAUGUGCAGAGAUGUGACCGCAACUACUGGUACUUCACACCUGCCAACCUGGAGAAGCUGCGCAACAUCAUGUGCAGCUACAUCUGGCAGCACAUUGAGAUCGGCUAUGUCCAGGGCAUGUGUGACCUUCUGGCUCCACUGCUGGUCAUUCUGGAUGAUGAGGCCCUGGCCUUCAGUUGCUUCUCAGAGCUCAUGAAGAGGAUGAACCAGAACUUCCCCCAUGGGGGCGCCAUGGACACUCACUUUGCCAACAUGAGGUCCCUGAUCCAGAUCCUGGACUCGGAGCUCUUUGAGCUGAUGCAUCAGAAUGGGGACUACACCCACUUCUACUUCUGCUACCGCUGGUUCCUGCUGGACUUCAAGCGAGAACUCGUCUAUGAUGAUGUCUUCUCCGUCUGGGAGACCAUCUGGGCGGCCAAACAUGUGUCCUCCGCCCACUACGUGCUGUUCAUCGCUCUGGCGCUGGUGGAAGUCUACCGCGACAUCAUUCUGGAGAACAAUAUGGACUUCACUGACAUCAUCAAAUUCUUCAAUGAAAUGGCUGAGCGGCACAACACAAAGCAAGUCCUGAAACUCGCCCGGGACUUGGUGUACAAGGUGCAGACGCUGAUCGAGAACAAGUAAACAUGCUGUGCCCUGACCACACCGCCAGCUGCUGUCCUCCUGCCCCAGUCCUUUGUGCCAGCCCAGCCCAGUGCGGGCCUGGCACCUGCCUAUGAACGUGGACUUCUGUGUAGAGAGAAGGGACCCUGACCUUGGCCAUUGGGCUGGUGGGGUUAAGGAGUGGACCCUCCAGUUCAGCCUUACGUUUUCUGUUUGACCAAAGAUCGCCGAAGUCUGGAGUUCUCCCUCACAGACUGGAAGUGGUAGGUGGGUGGAGGAAGUGUCUUCCUUCCCACGCUCCUCCUCUUUCUUCUGGGCUUCAUCUUUUCUGAUGAGACCAGGGGAGGUCACUCUUGAGGAACGGGUGUCAGAGAAGUCUGUGGGACUCCCCUUGUCCCCUGCAGAAGGCCUCUGGGCAAGUUUUAGAAUCUGCCUGCAAGCCUGGCUUUAAGCAGGUCUAUUCCCCUUCAGCACUGCUGACAUUUGAAGCCAGCGAGUGGUUUGUGGUGGGGAUGGUCCUGCGCACUGGGGGAUGGUAAGCAGCUUCCCUGGCUUCUACCCACCAGAUGCUGGUAGAACCUCCCCUUCCCUCCCUCAGGUUGUGACAACCUGGGAUGUCUCCAGACAAUGCAAGCCCACCUCUCGCCUCUGUCCUGCAGCCUCCCCAGUUUAGAAAAUGCACACAGAUUCCUUCAUACAUCUGUGCUGGACCCCAGGAUCCCAGUGGCUAUAUUUGCUCAUUUUUCCUCCUUUGACGCCAGGAAAUACUUUUUUCUUCUUUUCAAGAAAAGCACCUUCUUGCUUUUAAAGUGGAACCUAGGAGAUGUCUGUACGUAUAAGAUAGUCUAAGACACUUCAUGGUCCUGCCGACCAGUGAGGCUGGGCCUCACUCUGAGGGAGGACCUCACUUCCUGACCACAUAACAGCAGGCUCCAGGGUCUGGGGAGUUACAUGUUUGUGGCUGCCCCUGGGCUUUUCUGUAAGCACCCUUGCUCACUCAGGACAAAGGAGAAAGAACUAGGCGGGGUCCACCAGGUAGUGUCGGCAGAUGUUUUCCCUGGGAAACAUCCGCUGCUCUGAGGCUGCUGCCAUAGCUGGGUCUAGGAAUUGUCCCCUUCAUACCAGGGGCUACCAGUCCCCAGACAGACCUGAGUGAGCUAGUACACGCCCCCCUGGCCCACCAGGGAGCCGCCUGACCAGCUCCUGCUCAGAGAAUGUCUGAGUGGGAGGCCAGCAGGAGGCAGGGAAGAAGCUCAGGUGGUCAGAGCAUGGCCGCUGUGAUUUGGAGAGGAAGCAGACGGGGAAAGCAGGUUGAAGCAUUGGCAGAGGGCAUCUUUCCGUCCUGGACUGGGCAGAAGCCCCACCCUGCCAGCUGCUCCUCCCACUGCCUCUGAACCCCAGCCUUGGCCCAAAGGGACAGAAAGGACUGCAAGACCUCUGUGGCCCUUGUUCCCCAGGAGAGCUCCAAGGGAGACUUGAAGCUGUGCAAGUCCUUGUGGGCAGGAAGGGAAGGGGACAGCUUCUGCUGCCACUAGAAUCUCACCCCUGCCCCUGACCCCUACAACUUCCCAAGACAGGAGAAAGACCCGUCAGAUAAGCCUUUAUUCGCCACUCAGCUGUGGACUACAGAGGAUGUUAUUUUAGCACGACCAGGGCUCAGGCCCCCUGAUUCUUAUUUAUUUUUGUAACAGACCAGUCUCAGAGUAUAGCACAAGAUCUCCUCUCUGCCUUCCUGUGUGCUGUUGAAAGUGUGUGUGGUUGUGGUUUGCAGUGAAGCGUAUUUAUUCCGUGUACUGUGCUUAUGCAGACCUCUGUCCAUUGUGUAUGUCCUUGUGUCUUGGAAUUGAGUGUGUGGGAGUCAUUCUGUCUGUGGAGUGCCCUCUUUUUUCAGUGUUGUGAAUGCUUGCUGAAGAAUUGUGUCUAUAUAGAGAAAAUAAUAUAUGAGCAGAGAAAAAUGAA
This is a messenger RNA of Chinchilla lanigera (long-tailed chinchilla), 5485 nucleotides long. RefSeq names its product small G protein signaling modulator 1 (gene Sgsm1). Bases 104 to 3547 code for a protein of 1147 amino acids. Gene Ontology annotation, biological process: activation of GTPase activity. Lineage: Eukaryota; Metazoa; Chordata; Mammalia; Rodentia; Chinchillidae. Gene Ontology annotation, molecular function: GTPase activator activity. The record is from RefSeq and is a predicted model, not a curated record. The transcript is spliced from 26 exons.